Racocetra fulgida is the source of this 304-nucleotide messenger RNA. The record is from the annotation of a GenBank genome assembly. Lineage: Eukaryota; Fungi; Glomeromycota; Glomeromycetes; Diversisporales; Gigasporaceae.
AUUAUUUGACAUCUUUUUGGAAAAGAGCAUUAUUUAAGCUUAAUAUUCCAGAUUUUUCACCAGAAGAGGUUACAGAAGUUGCAAAUGAAACGGGUGAAUUUUAUGUUGUAUUGUUGAAUGGUCAAAAAUACAUGUUCAGGCUUGAAGAAACUAGAUCAGUUAGAGCUUUGAAGAUCGCGUUGAUGAAAAAGACUAGCAUUGAAAGCUUAUGGGAGGUUAUGGAAGCUGGUGUUGAAUCUAACGGAAAUGCUAAAAAUUAUGAUCCCAUUAAAAGAAAAAUUCUAGAUUUAGAAAAAAGCAUGAA